Molecule: messenger RNA, 9553 nt
Organism: Haemorhous mexicanus (house finch)
Lineage: Eukaryota; Metazoa; Chordata; Aves; Passeriformes; Fringillidae
Gene: SMAD6
Product: SMAD family member 6
Exons: 4
Coding region: 697-1992 (431 amino acids)
Biological process (GO): regulation of transcription by RNA polymerase II; anatomical structure morphogenesis; SMAD protein signal transduction
Cellular component (GO): heteromeric SMAD protein complex
Molecular function (GO): I-SMAD binding; transcription regulator inhibitor activity
Source: RefSeq, a predicted model, not a curated record
GGGGCGGGCGGGCGCGAGCGGGCGGCGGCGGCGGCCCCGGGAGCCGCGCACGGAGCGCGGGGACCCUCCGGACCGGGGCCGCGCCCUGCGAUGCGGACAAGGGACGCGCUGACAACCGGCCUGCGCUGCGGGCUCUGCUGCUGCUGCUUCUUCGCCUUUCUGAUUUAAUUUUUUUCCAAUUUUUUUAAAUAAUUUUUUUUUUUACUUCUUUUUUUUUUUUAAUACUAUUUUUGGCUGAAGGGAUCCGACGCCUCCGAGCGGCCCCCGGCGCCGGUUCUCCGCCGGGCGGCACCCCCGCGCCGAGCGCGCUUCCCCGGUCCUCCCCACCUUGUAUGGUGGAGCGGCCGCGGGGCGCAGCCGUGCGCUGCCCCGGGCUCCCCCCGGCCCUCGCCCCCGCCGCUCCCCGCCCGGCCCCGCGUUGGCAGCCGAUGUAGGGCACGGCGCGGCGCGCCCGAGCCCCAGCGCCGCCACGGGAGCGGCCCCCGCGGCGCCGUCUAUGCCCGCGCCGCCCCGCCGCCCCCCCCAUGGUGCGGCCCCGCCGCGGGCCGUCGGAGAUCCGCUGGGCAGCAGCGCCGCGGGGAGUCCGGGCUGCUCCGGGGCUGCGAUGAGAUAGAGCCGGCGGCGGAGCGAGGAGCCCCGCGGAGGAGGGCGGGGGGCGGCGGAGAGCGACGCGACCCCCGGCCGCCCGCGGGUCGUAUGUUCAGGUCCAAACGCUCAGGGCUGGUGCGGCGACUUUGGAGGAGCCGCGUCAUUCCGGACAGGGACGGCGGAGAUGGGAGCGCCAGGAGCGGCCACGACCUCGGAGCCACCGGCAGCUGCAAGAUCGCGGAGAAAAGCCCCUCGGUGGAGCUCCGCGCGGUAGCGCGCAGCCUGCUGCUGCGGGAGGCGGAGGAGCGGCGCGGGGCGGCGGGCGAGGCGGCGCCGCGCGGGGACACCAUGGCGGAGCGGCGCGGGGCUCGGCUCCGCGCCCCCGGCUCCGCGCCGGAGAGCGACGGCCGGACCGUGACCUGCUGCCUCUUCUCGGAGCGGGAGCCGGGCGGCCCCCAACCUCCCCCCGCCGCCGCCCCCGGCCCCGACGGCGCGGCCGACGGCGGCUCCCCGGAGCGGCGGGGCCGGGAGGCGCGGGCGCGGCUGCUGCUGCUGGAGCAGGAGCUGAAGGCCGUCACCUACUCGCUGCUGAAGCGGCUGAAGGAGCGCUCGCUGGACAGCCUGCUGGAGGCGGUGGAGUCCCGCGGGGGGAUGCCCGGCGGCUGCGUCCUGGUGGCCCGCACCGAGGUGCGCCUGGGGGGCCUGGCGGCGCCCCCGCACCUCCUCCUGGGCAAGCUGUUCCGCUGGCCCGACCUGCAGCACCCCGCCGAGCUGAAGCCCCUCUGCGAGUGCCAGAGCUUCGGCGUCGCCGACGGACCCACGGUCUGCUGCAACCCCUACCACUUCAGCCGCCUCUGUGGGCCAGAGUCUCCACCACCUCCCUACUCUCGGCUGUCUCCUAAUGAUGAGCAAAAGCCACUGGAUCUAUCAGAUUCCACGUUGUCUUACACUGAAACAGAGGCUACAAACUCUCCCAACGUCACGCCCGGAGAUUUCUCAGGUUUGCUGGCUUGUCUUUCCCUGUGCAGUCUAGAACAAUCAGGGUUUGGCUGCAAACCUCUCCUGGUCGGAGGAACGAGCCCGUUGCCAAGAGCUACUUCUUUGAUGCAAAAAAAUACAUCCUGGAGGUGCUUUGUCAGAUGUUUUUAUAUUAAACAGCUUUCCUCCAUAGUUUCACUUUGCCAACGGGAAAUAAAGUGCAUCUAUUUUCCAGUGUGCUUCAGAGAGGAAUUCUCUGCUCGCUGUGGAGGCCUUUCCCACUUGGCUGUGGAUGGCCAUGGGUGUUGGAACCCCCAUGGGAGAGCCUCAGAGCAGCAACCUGCCCUCCCUGGGGCUUUGCUCAUGUGCAGCUUCUGGCCCUGCCUGGGGCUGGCAUCAAAGGCAGCUUCUCCAGCUGUGGGGUGAAUCAUGGAUUAAUCCCUGAAAGGGGAAGGUGGGGAGGCUCUGGGAGCUGCUCCCUGGGCUUUCAGGGCUGUCCCUUUCACAGAGGUGCAGGUGUGCUCCUUUCCUUUAUAGAAAGAUGUCUGUCUGGGGUGGUGAUACACCCCCUGGAGCCAGGGGAUUUAUGGAGGGCAGGGGGUUUUUCCACAUCCCAUUUGUGCUUGCCAUGGUGGGGGGCUCAGGUGGCAGCUCCUGGAGUUCUGCCCUUCCCUUGGAGCAGAAGGUGGAGGGAUCAUUGAUUCUGGGGCCAGCUGGGCUUCUCCUUGUGUCCAGAUCCUGUUGAUAGCAGAGAGUUCCACCUGAGAAAAUCAUGAGCAGAUGAAGAAGCUGUUCAGUGCAUUGAGCAAGCAGCAAUUUAAGAAACUUUUUUUAAGAAGUUGGAUGACUUGCCAAUGGAAGAGAAGCACCCUAGAUCAAGGCUGGAGGGAGAUAUUACCUGCAUGUGGCUGUUUUUCCAUUAAAACCCUGUGGGAUAACUGUUGGGCCCCCAAACCAAGAGCUGGAGCACUGAGCUGUCCCAGAGCUGGUGGGUGGCCAUGCCUUGGUGGCAGUGGACCUUUGUGGUGCCACCUGUACCUCGUGUGUUGUGUGUAGAGGUGGCUCCAUCUGUGCAGAGCGUGGAGCUCUGGCAGUGCCUGUGCAGCUGUAGAGGUGUUCCUAAAGCCAGUGACAGCUGUUUGUAUAAAAUACCCCAUGGGUUAUCAUUUCACACAGGCUGAGGAAUCACUGGGGAAUUUGCUGGAGGUGGUUUGUGCUGAAGGUCUCCUGAGGAGGGGCAUCAAGGUUCCUCUGAGGUUUGCAAGGAGCAGCAGCCUCCCAAAACAGCCUGACAGAAGGGCAGGUGUCUCCUGGACUGGGAAGUGGAAAAUGUCCCUUUGUUGCUAAAACCACCCAACAGCCUCGCUUUGGAAAUGAGGACAGCCAGAACUGUCCCUAAAAAAUCUGGGCAGCUGGAGUUGGGCCUUGUUCAGAGGAAGGAAGGGGAAAGUCCAAACUGGCUGCCAGAGCCUGGGAUCUGCCUGGAGUGGCACAGGCUGCACAAGGGUGGGAGAAGGUUGGUCUUACCAAUAUUGGUAAAACCCUGUGCCUGAUGCAGAGAUGAAAGCUGCUCUGCAGAUGAUGCCUCUGUAUUUGUGUGUACACACAUAUCUAGAGCCCCAAAGAAUUUUCCAUCAGGGAUCCAGGCAGGAUGAUGCCCUGAAGGGAAAGUUCCAGGGCAGUAUUUGGGCAGCAUGGUUCCCUUGGAGGCAGAACUCUGAAGUCCUCAGUAUAUUCCAACAGAGAAGGAGAAAGUUGCUUUUUCUCCCUCUGUUACCUAGAACUGGGAUGGAUUUUCACAGCUAGCCUGGAUGUUUUCAACCUAGAAGUUCUUGGAGAAAGUACAAGACCCAGAUAAAAUAUGUUUUUGUCUGUGAUUCAUUGAGUAGUUAUGGCCUUGAAUCGCAGAAUAAUCACAUCCCUCACUUCUCUGAGCACCUAGGCGUUGCUCUUUAAAAAAAGAAACAUCAGGAAGUAAGGAAGUUACUUAAAAGUAAAUUAGUUUAAUCUUUGUAGCCUAAACGUUACAUUCUUGCACCCCAUUAGGGGUUGGAUACAACUUUCUAGGUAGUAAAAGUUCCUUUGAUGUAGCCCUGGUUGUGUCCUUUAAGCAGCAUGGAUCCCGUGGAUCCAGCUUUGUUUGAACUUUCCUUUUUCCCUGCGCCUGUGUUUUGCUUUUUAAAGGGAUUUGCUGAAUACUGGACACAGUGUAUUUAUGACCUUUGAAAACGGUGAAUGUUUUGAAGGAGGAAUUUUGGCUUCUUACAGGGGACCUGUAGAGAGAGGCUUGUGUUCACAGUCCCAGUAAUAGAUUUUUUUGUGGCACUUUGAUGAGUGAGAGGUGUUUAUAGGCUUGAUUCAUAACUGAGUUACCAAGGUUUUCCACGGAAAUAACUUAUUAAAUGUGUGGCGCUCACCGGAGCCAUUGAAGUCUGGAGAUUUGCUCUUCAUCAAAGGCACCUCCUUCCCUGGCCUCCAAGUCUAACUCAGCAUUUUACCUCUGGAGGAUGCUCAGACCCAAAAGGGCUGUGUGGUGUGGGAGCUCGAACUGGCUUUGGGUAAGAAAUUAAAAAAAAAAAAAAAAAAAGGCAAACUGGAAGGAGGAGGGGGAAAAAACCCUCAGGAAAAACAUCCCCCCUGUCAUUGGGAGCUGCUGAUGGUUAAACCUGGUUUUCUGGAACACUGCUUGUUUGUGUGGAUUUUACUUCUCUGCUCCACAGCUGAAAAGUCCAUCCCUUCAGUGCUGCUGAGGGCUUUGAAGUGUCCCGAGCCCCUGGAAGCCCAGGUUCAGUUUACUGGCAAAGGAGACUCAGCUCUUUGUGCUUCCCAAGAGCCUGGGGCUGGCUCCUGGGGCUGUGAUUCCCAGCUCUGCCCCAGGGUCCUGCUCUUGGCUGGUGGUGCAGGAGGGGGGGCGUUGGCACACUGAGGUCCCACCUGGCUCCUGGGGGUUUGGGUUUGUCCCAGCUCUUGCUCUGCCCCUGCUCUGUGCCUUUCACUUGGUUGAUUGAUCAAAUCCUGGUUUGGGUUGGGAGGGAGCUUAAAGCUCAUCCUGCUCACCCCUGCCUUGGGCAGGGACACCUCCCACCAUUCCAGGGUGCUCCUUGGACACUUACAGGGAUCCAGGGGCAGCCACAGCUGCUCUGGGAACCCUGUGCCAGCUGCCCACCUUGUCAAAAAGUCCUUCUGCAGGUUUCUUGUAGCCCCAGAAAAUGGGUGUUUAGCUGGAAAAAGGCAUCACCCCCGGGCAGUGCUGGGAGAAUGGAGAGGGGAAGAAAAACGUGCAGCACUGGGGUCUGGGCUUGGGCUGCUCAGGACUCCUGGAUUCCUGUUUGGGUGUGUUUUUUGUGCAAGAACAAAAACAUUUCACAUGGAAAUGCCUGUCUUGGCUGACCUCUGGCCGGGCUGCUAAUGCUGACUGGUAAUGGCCUUUGCAGCUCCUGGAGCUGGAGCAGGGAUCAAACAGCUCUGGCAUGGAAGUGCUGGAUGUGCUGCUGUCCCACCACCCCUCUCCCAGAGAAGCUUCUCCUUCAGGGAGAAGCUGUUCCUCAUCCCAGGCUUUGGGUAUGGGAAAAUAGCCACCAGCAUCAGAGGAUAUAAGCAGAAUUAAACCCAAAGCUCCUCUCCUGCCCCAGCACCUCCUUGAUCAGCCCCAUACCCCAGGUUUCCCCCUCUUUUUUCUUUUUGUAUUUUCCUAGUUUAAUUCUUUAAAUGGAUAAGAGUUGCCUCUGAUGUCCAGACCUGAAAACCCUCACAAAAUCCAGCCUGUCCCUGCCUGCCCACAGGGAUGCAGUCCCUGGCAGGGAACAGGCUCAGGCUGGGGUGCUGCUCCCUGCCCUCAGCCUUUUGCCUUUCAGGUUAUACAAGCCCAUGUAUGAAACCUGCCAAAAAGUCAAAUCCCCAACAGUGCAAGAGAGAGGGAUGUGUGGAGAGUUUGUUUUGCCCUUCACAGCAGUUCUGUGUUCCUGGGGGGGAUGCAGGAGGUCUUUGCUGAGGGUUCAAGGAGCCCACGUGCUCCUGCCCUGCAGCAUCCCCCACCCACUCCACAAGUGCAUUCCCAGAGCAAAAGCUGGAGCAAAGCCAUCCCUCCCUUCCCAACAGCAAUUCAUGGAAGUGCCCUGGUGUCACAUUUGCUGUCCCAGCUGGACACUGCUGCUCUGCUGGCCCCACUGCAGCUUGGCCACGUCCCCACCUGGGCUUGGAAGAGCUGCCCUCCCCUUCCUGUGCCUGUGUUUGGUUUAUGGCUUUGGAGAUGUUCCUCCUCCUAAGUGCUUGUGGCAGAAGGAUCAGGCUGCCCAUUCCUCCAGGCUGGAGGAGCUGGAGUCUUCAAGCUGCUGCAGGGGCAUCUCUUGAUGCCAGGGAUACUUGGGCAGGAUUUCUCACAGUGGCUCCACGGAAGGGCAGGAGACACAACUGUGUUGGUUUUAUCUGUGUAUUCCAUGAGCAGAAGCAGAACUUGCCAGCAGAAAGGCUAUUUUUCAGCUCUUUCCAUUUAUUAAGGUCUCAUUUGCUAAGAUAUUUCCAUGAGAGAAGCCAAAGAAUGUUAAAAAAAAAAAGUGCCAGCUGCUUUGUGCUUUCACACAGAGUGAUGCAAAGUUGUCUGUUUAAUCAGGGAAAUGGUACCUCAGGAGCUGCAGCACCUGGUGCUGGGUAAGGCCCUGGCACAGGCUGCCCAGGGAAACUGUGGCUGCCCCAUCCCUGGAAGUGUUGGGUUGGGCUUGGAGCAGCCUGGUCUCGUGGAAGGUGGGAUGAGAUGAGCCCUUCCAACCCAACCCAACCCAUUCUGUUCCUCGUAUGAGAUCUUCAGAGUCAGCCCACCUGUCUGCAGGGGUUCCUGCUGGGAUGGACGUGCUGUGCAGAGCACAUCCCUUUUCUUCCCUUUCCUCUUUCUUUUGCCCUCCUGGCUGCUCCAAAGCCUGGCCUGUGGCUGUUCCUGAGCCUGGAGCUCACACAAGGCCCCGUUUGUGCGAGCCCGCGCCGGGAAAAGCCAAGUUUGUCCACGGGGAAGAAUGAGGCACUUGAUUCAUCCCCCCCUGCGUGAGGCUGUGGGGUCUGGGAGCAUCCCUGUCCUCCACAGGGAAGGCAAACACGGGCUCUGCUGGCUGGGAACUCCCAGGGUUCUGCUUUCCCUUAGUCCUGAAUAAAUGUUGCUCCUUUGGAAGCACUGCUGCAUCUUCCCCUCAGCUCUGUGGCAAAGGCAGUCAUUGGGCCCUGAUUUUUUGCCUGUUUAUUUUUUGUUAUUUGUUGCUCUUUAAACCCUACAAUGAGAGCUGUAGGUAAAAAUGAUCUAUGGUUCAAAAAAGGUAUCCAAGCUAUGGGUCAAAAAAGCUAUAGUUUAUUUUUCCAGCAUUCUUCUUAAAAUCCAGAGGAGUAGUGAUAUAGCCCAACAGGAGCUCACAGCCUGGAAGUGUUUCAGGCCAGGCUGGAUGGAGCUCUGAGCAAUCUGGUGUGGUGGGAGGUAUCCCUGCCCAUGGAGGGGGGUGGAACAGGAUGAUCUUCAAGGUCUCUUCCAACCCAAACCAUCCCAUGGUUCUGUGAUCCAAAGCUUUGCCAAGUCUCACAGCAGACAGUCACUGCUGAUUAUAAAAAGCUCAGGCUCCAAGGUUAGAUCUGGUUGGGUUUGUCUGGUGCAGCAGCUCGGGGUAUCCAGCUGUGGAGAGAAGGGGCAGAUGUGAAAAUGGGCAGUUUAAUGUCCCAGCCCCAAUCCUGCCCUAUAAAUUGUGUGUCUGCAGCUGCCACUGAGGGCUCAGGCUGCUCUGCCACGGCUCUGCUCACUGUAAAACUGAAUCCAGCAGGUUUUGAUUUUGGCCUGUUCUGGAGAGCUCUUUCUGCUGAGGAUUUGUGAAGCCCUGAAAGCACAGCAGUGUUUCCAGAGAGGCUGUGGGUGCUGGCUGGGUGCAGAGCAGUCCUUGGUGGCAAGGCCAGGGCUCCGUUUCCCUCAAGCAUUGUGGAGUUGCUCUCUGAGAUCUGCAAAAAAACCCCAACAGAACACAAAAAAAACCCAACAAAACUUUAUGAAUCGACCAGGAAUCCAGUAAAAAUUAGUAGUAACAAGCUGAUUUCAAUGGAAAUGGGUUUGCUGCUCUGCUGGCUGCCAACCAUUUAUGAGACUGGCCGGGUGCCGGGUCCAGCGCCGCAUCCCUCACCCUCCUGCUGCUGGAAAUCAUUUGUGACUCCAAAAAAAUAAAUAACACUAUUGUGGAGCUCUUUUUAUGGCUGGGGCCUGAGCUGGGUGGCAGCUCUGCAGUUUGCAAGCCCUGCCUGGGGGCUCUCUGCUCCAUCUCAGGUGGGUUCCUGUGGGUUUGCAGGGUGCAGGUGAGGACGUGGGAUGGGAGUUGUACGAGUGAGAUGUUGGAUCUGUUCCUGGAUCUGAUGCAGGGAAAAGCUGGGUCAGUGUGGCUGUGCCACUUCAGAGGUGUUGGAUGCUGUUGGGUGUUGUGCCAGCGGAGGUUUAGAAUGGAUAGUUGGGAACAUUUCAUCCCCACAAGGGCUGUCUAGCCCUGGCACAGCUGCUCAGGGCAGUUGUGGAGUCACCACGCCUGGGGGGAUGUAAAAGCCAUGUGGCUGUGGCACCUGGGGACAAGUGGAAUGGUUGGAGCUGCUGAUCUUAGAGGGCUUUUCCAGCCUUGCCCAUUCUGGGAUUGUUCCUCCUGUCUCUGGUGGGGACAUCCCAGCCCCCCAAGCCCCAGGGUGGUGUCCCAGGAGUCAGGAGCUGGCUUGUGUGGAGGACCAGACCCCAGAAGGGACUCGUUUCUGCUUUGGCUCACCUUUAAAUGCCACAGGGGUUCCCAGCAUGGGAAUUCGUCUGACUCUUCCAUUUGCACCAGGCCUGUUCAGUGCUUGCUCAAAGGGAUGUGUGUGACUGAGGAGACUUCCACCCCCAGCAGAAUGAGGAAAUUCCUGGGAGAGUGAAACUAAGGGAAAGAUCCUGUGAGUUCAUGGAGCUGCUCUUCCCCCAUUCCUGAUUAAUUUGAAUGGAAGGGAAAUGUCAGCAGAAUGAUAUUUUUUAAAAUAAAAAGUCACUCACUUCACAGGUUACAGACUAGGAGCCUAUUGGGCAGCUUCUUCAUCACUGGAACAAGAAAAUUGGAGUCAUUCUUUAUUCCCCAGUAAUUACAGGCACAUAUUUUGAAAUCUCUGUGUCUUUUCCAUGUUGAAUCGCCAGUGCAGACCUUCAGAGCAGGAUUGAAUUCAGCUGUGCUUGAAAGGGUCGGUCAUUUGAGACUUCCAACAUUAAAAGAUCUUUGCAAAUUAGUUUUGCUCUUGCCAUGCUGAAUUUGUUUGUGUAGAAAACCUCAGUAGAUUUGGUAUGUGCCUGUCUUUGAAGGGCUCUGCUUCAAAGGCUGCAGCUCUGGGUGUUUUAUGUGCUGAGCUCUGCAGUCCCCCGAGCUCUGCUGCCUCGCUGGGAAGUGUCAGCUCAUGUUAAACCUGCAGGAAGGAAAAGCUGAGCGUGGCUUUUCGGAGCUUUCAAGGAAACUGGAUGCCCAGGGCUUAUUCCUGUAGGAAAUGGGUGCUGGAGGUGCAUGUGCUGGUGUGUGUCACUGCUACAGCCCCAAGAAUGGUUCUCUCCAUGGCCCUUCCCUGUGGGUGAGGGAAAACCUGUGUGUGUUUGGAGAACUGGGGAUAGUUGGGCCCAGAAAAUUCGGCUGAGAUCUUGGCAGUGAGAACCAAACACAAGAGAUUGAGUUGGACUAGAGCUAGUAUUCAAACAAAGGUAAACAGUAAAAAUAAUAUUGUGAAAUUUCCUGAUUCUUGGCUUGAAAUCUGGGUUGUUUUUUUUUUUUUUUUUUCCAAAGAAAUUGAAUCUCAGAAGGGAAAAUGGGAGAACCUGUCUCACAUCCUGGACUUGUGCAUGUUUAGAUGAAGAUCAGGUCUGUCACCAAACAGGUUUAGUUGGAGUGGGGCUGGAGCCCUUUCCCCUCCACCCUGGUGUAUCCAUGCACAUCCCAGCGGGCUGCACUGUGGAACUGAUCACUUUAAAACACAGAAA